AUGUUGCUAAAUCGUUGGAAAGAGCGAAUUCAUCUUAAACGCGUGGCCCUUUCGUUAUUAGUAGUGCUGUGUUUUUUGAUAAUUGCAUCUGAUGCUAGGGUUUUAACAAAUUCAUAUAAUGAAAUUGAACCACUAGCUGUAUCUCAAGUUGAUACUUAUCCUGAUGAUACAAUUCUAAUGCUACUUAAACCUAUUACAUCAGGAUCAUGUGGAGACCCUAUAUUACACUUUCGUAUAAUUGCUAAGAACGGAACUAUAACCAGAUUUGAUUAUCCUACAAACAAUGGUACUAUACCUCUGAAUAAUUUUUGUUUUCAGAAUAGUAAUAUGCAUAAAAGAAAUUAUAAAGAGUAUGAAGAAGAUUGUGAUGACGGAAGUGAGCCAAAGAAGCAUCCAAGUAAGCCAACAAAGAAUCCGAAACAUCCCGCAGGAAAAAAAGAUUGUGAUGAUGGAUCUGAAAAUUGCGAAAAAGAUUGUAAAGAAUCCGGGGAGGGUUGCAAAAAAGAUUGUAAAGAAUCCGGUGAGGGUUGCGAAAAAGAUUGUAAACAAUCUAAAGAGGAUUGCGAAAAAGAUUGUAAACAAUCUAAAGAGGAUUGCGAAAAAGAUUGUGGAGAAUCUGAUGAAGAUUGCAAAAAAAGUUGUAACGACCAAUGGGGAAAUUGUGUUGGAACACCGAACGAUUGGUCCAGUCGUAGUGUUCGAGGAAAUGUGAUUAAUUUUGGUGAGAGUUGCUCAGCUGUCAAAAUAGUUAAAAGCUAUAAAAGUGAUGGAUUUUUGUACACAUGCUACAACUCUACAACUAGCACUUUAACUUGGACACAAUACACAAUAAAAACAGAUGGUUCGAUUACGACUGGCGCAUCUGGCCAAUCUAGUGAAAUUACAAAGAUUACCGAUAUGUCACAAUUUUCAAAAUUUAUAACCAUUUUUCCUACUGAGAAUAAUGAUUACGGAUUAGUUUACACAAAAUAUGUGUCUCAAUCUGGACAGGGAAUAGUAAGCCCAUGGCAACUUUAUUUAAUUUGGAUUUCCCAUACAGACUCUUCAACUAAAGGAAAUUACAACAUAUAUGAAUCGCAGCCCAGUACAAAUACUACUGAUUAUUACUUGUACCAAUGUUCUGUUGCACAGGAAUCAGUUGGAUACAAUUGUUUAGUUUAUACUAAACGAACAGAUAAAACUGUAUACGUUAAUAUUAAUUUUUGGUCUUCUGGUUCUGUCAAUAAAACGAAUGACAUUACUGUAAAUAUGCCUGCUCCAUAUACUACUGUGGUGGAUGUCGAAACUUUAUCCUACGGUGGUUAUAUUUUUGUUGUUAAGAACACUACAAAUGCUACAGAUAUAGGCAAUGUUCAAGGGCUUGUGUAUUACAAUAAUGGAACCGAUCAUGGAACUUGGGGUCUUACUGAUUUUACAGCUGGUAUACCGAUCAUUGGCUUGACUGCAAACAACACUGUGUGGGCCAUUACUCAAAGUACAGAUAAUGCAAGUAAUAGUUCAAGUUGGACUCUUCAUUCAUCUGACACGCUAACAAAUUUCCGUCCAGCUGGUAUGCUCGGUUCAUCCUAUAUUUCGUCUGUCACACCAUCAUCGAAUGCGAUCGUUGCGCCACGACUUCCAGAAAUUGUAAUAACGUAUAAUAGCCAAGUUUAUAAAUCCAAUGGAUCUUUCAAAGUCUGGGAAGUAAAUACCACUGGAGGUGAUGAUUCUUUACGUGGCGCAAUUCCGGCUUCUCAUGAUAAAGUUAAAAUUAACAGUGAAAAUGUAACCGUAACACUGUUACCAAGCUAUAUGGGUGGUGGUCAUAAAGAAUAUUACAUUACAGUGGAUGAUAAUGCAAUAAAAAACGCGCAAGAUCAGAACCUUAUUGGUGAUAGAAGCGUUAUCAUUCGUCUAACCCCUGAAGGAACUCAACAUUACGUAGAUUUAUCAUCAAACGAUAAAUCUACCUUUGUUAAAAAUAUGGGUGGUGAUAUUGCCACAGUUAUUAAUUGUGAUGCUUCGCGUAUUAAAAUACCGGUACUUUAUCAAUACAGUAAUUAUAAUAAUAGUGGUGAUCAACUUUUUAUGCGUGUUAAUAUUGCCCAAAAUGCCCCGAGCGGUCAAAGCACUCAAGGCGCCCAAGGAGAUAGUAGAGGUGCACCUAGCCUUGCUGAUGACUUAAAUGAUGUGAUCGUUAACAAGGAUAUUUCGGCAAUUUCCACUGGCACCACCUCUCAAUACAUUGAUCAACAUAAUGCUGACUUAUGGAGUAGAUACAAAUAUAUCCUUAUUGGCGUUUUUGUUGGACUUGCACUAUUAUCGCUUUUAUGGUGCCUUACGUGUUGUAGGCGCUACAGGAGUGAUGAUGUGAAACAUAGAAGGAGAGAUCAUGCAAUUCUCAACUUCUUGACCAUCUUUGUGUCCACGCUAAUAGUGGUAGAUCUUGUAUUAGACAUUUUAUUUAUUGCUAUUCAUGGAAAGGACGAAAAAUGGAUUAUGCCUGUUAG
This is a messenger RNA of Racocetra persica, 2489 nucleotides long. The record is from the annotation of a GenBank genome assembly. NCBI's taxonomy places the organism in Eukaryota, Fungi, Glomeromycota, Glomeromycetes, Diversisporales, Gigasporaceae.